Brenthis ino (lesser marbled fritillary) is the source of this 357-nucleotide messenger RNA. The record is from the annotation of a GenBank genome assembly. Lineage: Eukaryota; Metazoa; Arthropoda; Insecta; Lepidoptera; Nymphalidae.
AUGUGUUCCUCCGCCGAGCGUCGACUCGUAUGCUUUAAUGUUUCGAGUGAAUGUGAUGUAAAUUUUGUACACUGCCGCAUUGUUUGUUCGCUCGAAUCACGUUUAGUUUGUAGGCGUCGCGACGCGGCGACGGACCGACACGCACAGGCCCCGGCGGGGGCCGGGGCCCGGGGGCCUGAGGCCGGGGGCCCGGGGUCGGGGGCCGGGGGCCAGGGCAGUCGGCAGUGCGGGACGCAGAUCACGCUUCACUCAUUACCAAAGUCUACUAACCUCACUAUGUAUACAAGCUGCUCUCGACUAACUCGCGCGCACACCGACGCGGCGGAGGCCACCGGCCGCCUCCCGUCUGUGGAAAGC